AUUACCAUGCACUGCGGUCAUAUGACUGAAACCCGAAUCACGUGAUCUUUUCAACCAGGGAAAUCACGGGAGUUACACGGUGGUGUAACAAGGAUAGUGAAACUGGGAAUUGCAGUUCCGCAUUCUGGCUGAAAAAUCGUCUUGUUUUCAUCAGUUGAAUGAUUAGAGAGUUAGCAGCCUCGCUUGGUGUUUAUGCGUCCAGAGAGUUUGAUGCUUGCUGGCUCGGUGUCGUGUCGGCUCAGCGCAAGAGCGAAGAUUAUUACACUAGAAGAGAAUGACAGACAGGACCCCGCUUUUGCAUUACCGGCUUUCCUCCAGUAUAACUGACGCGGACCGCCUGCGCCAUGCCCCGGGAACCGGCGGGCGAGAUGGGAGCCAGCUCCGUGGCUCAAGCAGCCGGACACAGACUCCACAGCCCCAGAAGCUCUCCACCUUUUUCGGGGUCGUUAUCCCGACACUGCUCUCCAUGUUUAGCGUCGUGGUGUUCCUCAGAAUCGGGUUCGCGGUGGGCCAGUCCGGUCUGUACCAGACCAUCGCCAUGUUCAUCGUGGCCUACAUCAUCAUCGGCAUGACCGUGCUGUCAGUGUGCGCCAUCUCCACCAAUGGGGCGCUUGACGCAGGCGGCGCCUACUACAUGAUCAGCCGCGCACUGGGGCCGGAGUUCGGGGGCAGCAUUGGGAUCAUGUUCUUCCUGGCCAACGUGUGUGGGAGCGCCCUCUUCGUGCUGGGGCUGGUGGAGUCCAUCAUGGACACCUUUGGGGUCCCGCAAGGUCCCGAGGCAGGGUUGGGCAGCAGCGUGCAGGUCCUGCCGCGCACGUACUGGUGGGAGCUGCUCUACGGCACGAGCAUCCUGUUGUUGUGCCUCCUGGUGUGCCUGGUGGGCGCCCACAUCUACGCCAAGGCCACCUUCAUCAUCUUCCUCAUCGUCCUCGUGGCGCUGAUCACCAUCUUCAUCAGCUUCUUCGUGGUCAAGCCCCACGAGGUCACCGUGCCCCUGCUCAACGGCACGGGCACCACCACCGCCAACUUCACAGGCUUCAAGCUGGCCACCCUGCAGGAGAACCUCAUGGGUGGCUACACCGUGGACUACACCACGGGCAACAUGAUGAGUUUUGCCACGGUGUUCGCUGUGAUGUUUAACGGCUGCACUGGGAUCAUGGCCGGCUCUAAUAUGUCAGGGGAUCUGAAGACCCCCAGUUACUCCAUCCCCAGGGGCACCAUCACUGCCGUCAUGUUCACCUACAUCAUCUACAACCUGCUGUCCGUCAUGGUGGCCUGCUCCUGCGACAGGCUCCUGCUGCAGCGAGACUACAGCUUCCUGCGGGACAUCAAUGUCUGGCACCCCUUUGUCACCGUCGGGGUCUACUCCUCCACCCUCUCCGCAGCCAUGAGCAACCUGAUUGGGGCAUCCCGCAUCCUGUACGCGAUGGCCAGGGACGACCUGUUCGGAAAGGUGCUGGCUCCAGCCAAGAUGAUGUCCCGCAGUGGCAAUCCGUGGGCCGCCGUGCUCAUCUCCUGGUUUCUAGUUCAGCUGGUGCUGUUCUCAGGGAAGCUCAACACCAUCGCGGGGAUCGUUGCUAUCUUCUUCAUGCUGGUGUACGCAGCCGUGGACCUGGCCUGCCUGGCGCUGGAGUGGGCCUCCGCACCUAACUUCAGGCCCACGUUCCGCUACUUCACCUGGCACACCUGUGUGCUGGGGAUUGUGGGCUGCGGCAUCAUGAUGUUCCUCAUUAACCCUAUCUACGCCUCGGCCAGCAUCGCCUUCAUGCUGUUCCUGCUCGUCAUCAUCCACUACCUGUCUCCCACCAGCAGCUGGGGCUACAUCAGUCAGGCCCUCAUCUUCCACCAGGUGAGGAAGUACCUGCUGAUGCUGGACGUGCGGAAGGACCACGUUAAGUUCUGGCGGCCGCAGGUGCUCCUGAUGGUGGCCAACCCCCGGAGCAGCGUGGAGCUCAUUGGUUUCGUGAAUGACAUCAAGAAGAGCGGCCUGUACGUGUUGGGCCAUGUGGAGCUCGGGGACCUGGACACGCUGCCGUCGGACCCACUGCAGUCCCGCUACGACUCCUGGCUCACCCUCGUCGACAAGCUGAACAUCAAGGCCUUCGUCAACCUCACCCUGGCUGACACCAUCCGGCACGGGGUGCAGCAGCUGCUCUUCAUCUCGGGCCUGGGUGGAAUGAGACCCAACACCAUGGUCCUCGGAUUCUAUGACGACUGCGAGCCCCAGGACGGGCUGGAGGAGUUUGCAGGCAUCGCGAUGGACACCAGCCUCCCGGUCGAGGAACCGCGGCUGAACUUUCCGGUGCUCCGACGGACGGCCGGCAGGAAGGCGCUGUCGAUGGAGGAUUAUGUGGCUGUGGUGUCGGACUCUGUGAAGAUGCUGAAGAACGUGGCCCUGGCACGCUACUUCUCCGACUUCGACAGGAAGGAGGUGCUGGGCCGCAAAGCCGUGUUCGUGGACGUGUGGCCGCUGAACCUGAUGCGGCCGGACAGCAUCAACUACGUGGACACAUGCAGCCUGUUCCUGCUGCAGCUGGCCUGCGUGCUCACCAUGGUGCGGUCCUGGCGCCAGGCCCGGCUGCGCCUCUUCCUGUGCGUAGAGUCCGGCCGCAGCGUGCAAGGCCCCGAGGAGAAGCUCCGGCAGCUGCUCCGCGAGCUGCGCAUCAAGGCAGACAUCCACACCGUGGCCUGGGACUCCGUGGUGGCCCUGCACUGGCACAAACAGGCGGGGAGGAAGCCAGAGGAGGAGCUGGAGCUGGAGGAGGAGGACUUUGUGAACAGCUUCCCCAGCAACGCCACCCGCAUCUCUGACGAUUACCUGCAGGCCAUCAACAGGAUGAUCCUGCAGCAGGCCUCGGAGCCAGCCGUGCGCUUCCUGUACCUGCCUCGACCCCCCGCGGACACCAGCCUGUACCACACCUACCUGCGCCACCUGGACAUCAUGACCAAAGACCUGGGACCCACUCUACUCAUCCACGGAGUGACUCCCGUCACCAGCACUCACCUCUGAGCCUGCCUCGACCCCCCUGCAGACACCAGCCUCUACCACACCUACCUGCACCACCUGGACAUCAUGACCAAAGACCUGGGACCCACUCUACUCAUCCACGGAGUGACUCCCGUCACCAGCACUCACCUCUGAGCCUGCCUCGACCCCCCUGCAGACACCAGCCUCUACCACACCCACCUGCACCACCUGAACAUCAUGACCAAAGACCUGUGACCCACUCUGCUCAUCCACAGAGUGACUCCCGUCACCAGCACUCACCUCUGAGCUGGGGCCGACCAUGCAGAGGGGAGUGUUUGUGAUAUCAGAGCACUUUUAUAGUGACAUGGAGUGGCAUUAAUCACACCGACGUGCUUAGUUAAUAGAAACCGCAGGUGACUCGCAACAUGGUUUUAAUAACUCAAAGUCUGAUAAAGUUGAUAAAUUAGUGUGGUUGAUGUUACUGGUUAAAGUGUCACCCUCUUUGUAUCCCGUGCCAGGGUGGGUGAACUAGGCUGGCAUAAUUACUACCACCACAUCCCUGUUUAGUUAUAUACACAUACACAAAAGAAAAGGUUUAUGAAGAAGUUAAAGUAAAACUAGGACUGCCUGCCAAGUUCCUGUUUAUUACAUUGCUUUCGGUUUAAUUCAUUCCAAUUGAUUUAUUUCUCCAGGAUCAAGAAAACCUUUCAGAACGCGGGUCUCAUUGGCAAGGGGGUCCUGGCAAGCGAGCAGCUGUCGUGUUUAGUUACUCUGGUUCUGACAUCCAGACAACCCAGAUCAAUAGACUGCAGUACAUAAUGUUUAAACCGCUGUCAGUCACACAAUGCAGUCCCAGCGUUACAAUACAAUCGCAGCCGAUGCUUUGUGUUUGACAUGAUCAAGUGGCACUCAAAACCACUGUUAAACAAACAUGCUGACUUGCUGCAGCUCCAACAAGAUCAUGUGCAGAAUGCAACGUUUUGUCCGAAGCAGACCCUCUGUUCUGAUUAAAUAUAUAAUGUUGCCUCUCUUCUGCAGGACAACUUGUCUGAAACCUUGCACACCGGUUCCAUCACCUCUCCCAGAGGAAAUAGAUGAAUAUAUCAAAGCUUAGCGUGGAAUCAGAAAGUGAGCUGGGAAAGCAAUUCAGCCCUCAGAAAAUAUGCGACAUAAAUUUCUCGAAACGGUUCCCUCUAUUAAAGCGAUAAUCAUGCAAUCCACUCUUGUACAGGUCUUUUAAAUGAGCCUAUUUAGCAUCAGAAAAUGACGCAUUAGUCAUGGAGUAUAAUAGCCUGGUGAAAUAAUUACAUUUUGGACACCUACAUAAACUAGGGCUUUAUAUAUUAUGUAUAUGAUUUAAUAAUAUAAUUAUGCGUGUUAAUUUUACAUGAAACCUCACGAUCGGAUCUCUGCACUUUCUAUUCAGUAGAGUAGAAAAACUGAAAGUGUGCUGGGGUAGCUGACUCCUGCUUAUACCAGCCCAGAUAACAAAGGGGGGCGCUGCAGUGGUGGUGUAAAAGGUGCUGAUCUAGUUUACCCUCAUUGAGCCAUCCUGUCUGUAUACCAAGAAGUGCCCGAGACAGCAGAGUUUGGCAGACUUUCAGGUGUUGUGGAACAUUGUGUGACCGCUGCCUCGUAGUUCCUAAAGGAAAUGUAAAAGGAACUGCAAUGAAAGCGUAGGGUACAGCAGAGGGGAAACAGACUGCAGUAAGCACAAGGUUAUAGUACAACUACAUCAACCUGAAGAGCCCCAUGAGGGUCUAAUUUACCAUUCCAGUGCAGGCACUGUGCUCCACUGUUUGUACCCAUUUCAGUGCAUCCUCAUUUCAGAUAAAGUUAACAGGAGUCUAGCAGGGGGUGGAUCUUCUGCACAGCAUAACCCAGAGAGGAAAUGAACCUGGUGCUUCACUGCAGGCUGUUCUACACCUUCCUUAGCAAUCGGGAAACACUGCAGGUUCCUUCCCAGGAGGAUCAGAGCUCACUUUCUCAGUGAAAGCUUUGCUGGCGGACUGACUCAAAUCCAGGUUUUCGUUCUUCACACAGAUCUGCCAGCGGAUUGCCUUGAACCAGGCUUCUCGAAUUUGGUAGAGUGGCUUUCUUAUGGGCUGUUGUUGUGUAGUGCAGCUAAUCUUCAGUGCUGCUGCCUCUGGAUCAGCAGGGACCCCCCUGUUGCUUUGUUUACACCAGCCGUCGCUCCCACUGAACUUGAUUGAUCGAUGUGAGAGAGACGCUCACAGUACAGGUGCUCUGCUUCCAGCUUUCUUAAGAAAAGCUUUGCAUGGUUCUCCUUUUUAUUUAGAUAGUUUUACCGUAUGUACUUUUGAACAGCUGUCUGGAAAGUAAUUUCUGGUUUCCGAGAUGAUGGAUUUUGUGACAGUUGGCAGCGGUACGUUUAGUUUCCUCUUGGACUGAAAUCAAAUCAAAAAUAAAAAGUAUAUCGUGUGGACACCGAGUGUGUCGUGUGGACACUGUGGGUAUACUAUGGGUGUUUGCCAGUUACUUAAAGCCAUAAAUAUUUGCGACCAAAAUAUUUGCAGAAUCACACCAUAAAACCUAUUUUGCUCCAGAAAUGUUGGGGACCUGUUGCAAUAUAUCAAUGCACUUGCAAUGCAAAGUUUGAGUUUUUCACACACAAAAACCGCAUAAUAAAAGGAUGGCAAAUAUUUAUGGCUUUACAGUACCUGAAACAUUGAGUCCAUUCUGUUUACAUAUAUAAGCAUAUAUUAUGAUUAUGAUUGUGAUGCUGGGUGACUGUAAAGCCAGUUGUCUGUUUUGCAGUAUGCGUGUGAGAUGCUGCUGCAUUCUGCUGUGUUGUAAUGCAGUGAACCCUUCCCUGAGACAGUAGGUGCAAUACCAUCAAUCAAUGCAGUAAAAUCUCUGUAGGUGUCAGGUACAAGGAGCUGUGUAGCACUGC
Acipenser ruthenus (sterlet) is the source of this 5882-nucleotide messenger RNA. RefSeq lists its product as uncharacterized. Gene Ontology annotation, cellular component: membrane. Gene Ontology annotation, biological process: potassium ion import across plasma membrane; potassium ion homeostasis; chloride transmembrane transport. Bases 275 to 3010 code for a protein of 911 amino acids. Lineage: Eukaryota; Metazoa; Chordata; Actinopteri; Acipenseriformes; Acipenseridae. The transcript is spliced from 13 exons. Gene Ontology annotation, molecular function: potassium:chloride symporter activity. The record is from RefSeq and is a predicted model, not a curated record.